AUGUCUCAGUUUAUAUUCACUAUCACCACCUUCCUAGCUCUGAUUCUGCAUGCUUCAACGGCUGUGAUCAGCCGUGAGACUUUCCCUUGCAACUUUUUCAUGGUAGCUAUUGGCGGACUCAACGGCACCAUCAGCCAGGACGCCGUUGGUGAACCUAGAGUUGGAGGCACUUUUCCUCAGGCCUCAUUCUUGAUUGCUCAUGGCACGUUGACGGAUAGCUUGAACCACACAUGCUUGAUUUCGCCAAUGACACAUCAACUUCAGUGCACUCAAGGCUUGCCCGGCUCCGAAUUCAAGUUCUCAGACAACUUUUUGGUGUUGCAUGAUGAGACCAACGCAAAUUGGCUUGCGUGCCCAGCUCCUGGACCAGGCCAAGAUGGUAGUUACAACAUCUACAGCAGCCAGAAAGCAGACUCCACUGGAUGCCAUGCAAUUAAGCUACAGGCCGGAAGCUUUGGUUGUGCUGCUCAAGGUCGACCUGAUUCCUCGACAACUGGCAUAGCGACUUCCGCAAUUGCUUCAUCGGCGUCUAAGACGACCAACGAUGUUUUUAUCACAUCUGCUUCUAUUCCUGCCUCGAGAAUUUCGACUACGGCUGCGACAUCAAUGCCCUCUCUAUCAGCAAUAUGCCCAACCGACAUUUCAUCGGGCAUUUUCCAAUUCCCCCAUUUGAUCGUUCCGACCUCACCAAAGAGCCCAGAUACAGCUUUUGGCAACUCAUUCAAAGCCUAUAUAUCCCCUAUAAAUUCAACCCUCUUUAAUUUCGAUAUCCCAACGACUGCGCCAUACACCGGCUUCUGCUCCUUGAUCUUCUUGUUCCCAUACGCCUCAGAACUUGAUCCUUCGGCGGGUACAUACUACUUUUCGGGAAUCGAGGAGGAAAAGGGCGAGAAUGGAGGGCUGGACUUCGCACGCCUCUCAGGAGUGGCAUCUGCCAGCACAACAUACAACACAACCCCCAGAAUUGCGACUAACGGCGAGUAUGGCAAGACACAGAUCAUCCCGGGUAACGGUUACACGAUAAAGACCUUCCCGUGUCAGAGCGGCACGCCAGUCACGUACUCGGUGACCAGUGUUGGAAACGUUGAAUGUAACCACCCCACCCCUCCUUUUUAG
Lachnellula hyalina is the source of this 1116-nucleotide messenger RNA. RefSeq lists its product as uncharacterized. The transcript has a single exon. The record is from RefSeq and is a predicted model, not a curated record. Lineage: Eukaryota; Fungi; Ascomycota; Leotiomycetes; Helotiales; Lachnaceae. The coding region runs from base 1 to 1116 and encodes 371 amino acids.